Messenger RNA from Sclerotinia sclerotiorum 1980 UF-70, 897 nucleotides. RefSeq lists its product with no specific name. The transcript has 2 exons. The record is from RefSeq and is a predicted model, not a curated record. The coding region runs from base 1 to 897 and encodes 298 amino acids. Lineage: Eukaryota; Fungi; Ascomycota; Leotiomycetes; Helotiales; Sclerotiniaceae.
AUGUUUGAAGAAAUGGCGUGGAAGACCAUGGGUUGGGUCUGCUUGGAUGAUCAGAUUAUGAAAGAAGAGAUCAUUAAAAAAUUGCUGCACACUGAUGCAGUCACUCCAGAUAUCAUGAAAGGAGUCGAUCUAACAUUUGAGGCACUCUAUAAUAGAGAUGACCUGAAGAAUCUCCUGAAGGAGAGCAAAGUACUUCAGGCAAUAAGCCGAAUUUAUAUUACGAGGCCAAAGGAUAACGCCAAGGCGACCUGGGAAAAGGGCAUAUUGGACCCGGAAGAUAUCCGACGAAUGAAUGAUCUCAAAACUGAUGGAGAGGUUGUGAUAGAGAAAGAGGACCGCCAACUUCCGUUGCUUGUAGCUAAGCAAGAUUAUGUUUAUCAACUGGUUGCUUCAGUCAGGCUAUCUGGCGAGCGAUACGACAAGAAGGGCAUGAAGAUCGUCGAUGAUGUCCGGACAUACUGGAUCGACGGCCAACCGGUCGAUUCACGAAAUGUGGCUGUUGCAGGGAAUAAAAAAGAAGAGCAUAUGGAAAAAGAGUAUAAGGAAGCUGGGAAUAAGAGAUGGAGUAUUAGAGAGCCGGGUCGAUACCUUCUUUUCUAUACUCGCGUCACCCUUGCUGAUGGCGUACCAGAGUCUGUCCUUGAAAAGAAGUUUCCCGAAUCAUCUCAAUGUUUAAAGGGGAAGAAGCACAAAAGAAAACGACGACUAAGCCCAAGACGUCGGAUAAAGUCUGAUACAAAUACUCGUCUUCCUGGAUAUAUUGUUCCGGAUCUUGAAUUCGACGAAGAAUCGGAGUUUCCAAUCCGUAGAGGUGGCAAUCCAUCCAAGCCAGUGAUGAACCCACAGGAAAAGCCUUCCGGGAGCAGAGAAUCUGCUGAACGAGCAGUUGGUAAAUAA